Zingiber officinale is the source of this 1335-nucleotide messenger RNA. RefSeq names its product bZIP transcription factor 44-like. The coding region runs from base 783 to 1142 and encodes 119 amino acids. Lineage: Eukaryota; Viridiplantae; Streptophyta; Magnoliopsida; Zingiberales; Zingiberaceae. The record is from RefSeq and is a predicted model, not a curated record. Gene Ontology annotation, biological process: positive regulation of DNA-templated transcription. The transcript has a single exon. Gene Ontology annotation, molecular function: transcription cis-regulatory region binding; DNA-binding transcription factor activity. Gene Ontology annotation, cellular component: nucleus.
CAGUAAAAAAAAAUCCAGGGUGAGAUCACUCUUCUUGACUACCACAAGCAAAAGAUUCCAAGGUCCACGCUUCCUUUCCUUUUCUCCCCAUCUCUUUUAUUGAAAUUACCAUGUUGUGUCCCUUUGCAGGGGUGGAGAUUGUUCUAUAAAUUCCACCCUUCGCCAAGGCUACAAUUCCCUUUCCCCCUCUGUUCUUCUUCCUUGCUUUGCUUACUGAAGACUCUGCUGGUUGUUCAAGUUUUUUCUUUCCAUUUCUGUUUCUCCUGCGAUUUUUUCUUGGGUUCUGAUCAAACAUUGUGUGCUUGCUGCUGCUCUUGUUAAUCUAUUAUAACCAGUCAUUUGCAGGGGAAACUCUGCCAAAAAUUUCUCUGAAGAAAGAGCUUUAGGGUCAAGAUCUGGCCUUUGCUCAAUCCUUGAAGUAGUUUCAAGAUCUGACCUUUGGCCGGCACUUAUCCUAUUUUGUUUCCAUUCACAUGCAGCGUCUGCUUCUCAUCUUUAUAAUCUAUGUUGCCUAUUAUAAGUGAGAUCCUCCUCUCUGGUUUUAUGAUACAUUCCAGUAUUCGGCGCAGGACUCAUCUUGUUCAAUCCUUCUCUGUUGUCUUCCUCUACUGGUUCUACGUGUUUUCAUGAACUUGUUAUGAGAUCUGAAAUCCUGGGCCUGAUCCUCGUCAUUUUCAUAUAUAUUGUCUAAUAAUUUCAUCUAAGUAACUCAGGAUCUACUCUUUCCUGAAGCAUUAGUAUUAAACUUUUGAAGAUAAUUGUUAAAUAAAUCAUUUCACUGCAUGGCUUCUGCCCAUGGAUCUUCCUCCGGUUCCAUCCUGUUGCAAAACUCAGGCUCUGAAGAGGAUCUACAGGCACUGAUCGACCAGAAGAAGCGGAAAAGAAAGAUAUCAAACCGUGAGUCUGCAAAGAGGUCGAGGAUGCGCAAACAGAAACAUCUGGAUGAUCUGACAGCCCAAGUGAACCAGCUGAGGAAGGACAACAGUCAAAUCUCAACCUACUUGAGCCUCACCACGCAGCAAUAUUUUGCUAUGGAGGCUGAGAACUCUGUCCUGAGGACCCAGAUGAUGGAACUCAACAACAGGCUGCAGUCUCUUUAUGAGAUCCUUUACUGUUUGAAUGAUACCAACACUAAGCAGUAGCCUCCUAUAAGCUGGUCCUCAGACCAUGGAACUUGCUCAUCAUGGCUUCAGCAGAGAACAUGUUUUAUUGCUGACAGAUAAAAGGGAGGUUAGCUGUUGUCUCAGUGCUUCAUAAUUGAGUGGGUCACCUUCAAUGUCUGUUGUAGCUUGUAUUUCUGUGCUAAAUGCAAUCAAGAUAUUUCAGUUUUUAGUA